Messenger RNA from Rana temporaria (common frog), 1704 nucleotides. RefSeq names its product hepatitis A virus cellular receptor 1 homolog. The record is from RefSeq and is a predicted model, not a curated record. Bases 176 to 1387 code for a protein of 403 amino acids. NCBI's taxonomy places the organism in Eukaryota, Metazoa, Chordata, Amphibia, Anura, Ranidae. The transcript has 8 exons.
GGGCUGCAGAUCUCAGAUGGUGAGUUAAAGAAGAAUCAUGUUCUGGAAGUUUGCUGCAUGCCGUACAGGGUGACAUGGGCUGGAUGUGUGCAGGGGGAGUGACCAGCUCCAAGUCUAUUGUAUCAUAUAAGUGGUCAGUCCCUGCAGAGGACGCCAACACACUCCAGCAGUCAGGAUGAUGUACAGAUGUUCCAGGGAGACUCUGACAAUUGCCUUCCUUCUGCUUUCUGCCGCAUUCCCUCUGAUAUGUGCCCAGACUGUGAGCGGAAUAGAAGGGCAGUCUGUCACUCUGCCUUGUUUCUAUAACGUAAAAAAAAUCAGCGACAUCACCUCCAUGUGCUGGGGACGCGGAAGCUGCCCCAACUCCAAGUGUAAUGAAGUUCUUAUUUGGACGGAUGGAUACCAAGUCACACAUCAGUCAUCUGACCGCUACCAGCUCAAUGACAUCAUUGCAAGGGGCAAGAUCUCUCUAACUAUUAGCCAAGCAAGCAUGAGUGACGCCGGGACGUACUGUUGCCGCAUAGAACAUCACGGGUGGUUCAAUGAUGAGAGGAAAAACAUCCGACUGGACAUGGAAAAAGCUCCACCAACGACUCCACCGACAACCACAAGGAGGACAACGCCCCAAAGGACCCGCCCACCUAUCAGGAAAACUACUCGGCCACCUACAACGGCGAAGGCCACCACGCCAUCAGUUACAUCUGUAAAAGCUACAACUCUGCUACCUAUAACCAAAAUCAUUUCCACACCCCCACCUACACCUGCCAGAACCACCAUAGCAGUACCUACAAGUGAGGAAACUAUGGAAAUGACCACGGUACCUACAGCCGAAAGAACUACAACUCCACAGCCUACACCAACAGCAUUUACUUCAGCACCAGCUGUUCUAACUACAGUAUCAUCACCGCCAUUAUCAAGCCUACCCUACACUACCCCCAUUGAUGAGGCUACCACCGAAGCACAGCCUCUGAGCACAGAACCAUUCGUGAUUUGCAAUUUUUCGGAAGAAAUGAUUCACCCCCAUGAAGCAUUUGACCAUCAUAACCCUAGAAAUACGCUUCCUUCUCAACCUGCGCCCAAUUCCAGCGAAGACGGUAACUCAGACCUCUUCUCAGGGAAUAUGGAAACAAUGGAGAAAAAGGAAAGUAGUCUGACUCUCCAUAUGAUCAUCACUGCCGUUUGUAUAUCAUUAAUCGUAAUAGUUGUGGUUUUCCUGCUCAUUCUAAAGUUCAGAGGUAAAGAAAGAGGACGCUAUCUUUUUGGCUUUGACCCCAAUUUGGAACUGGUCAGUAAUGCCGAAGCUCCAUUGUCUGAAACAGACGCUGAAAUUUCACAAACAGUCACACUUGAAGUGGAUAAAGUUGAGGCUGACAAACCUACGUUAUAAAAGCGAAGGACUAACUAACAAAACUAAAGAUGAAUUUCUGCAUUUCAAGCUUUUCAGCCAACGAGAACUAUUUGUUCAGUUAAUUGUACAAGUUACACCCAAGUGGGAAAAUUGAAGACCGUUUCAUAAUGAUAGCAUUUCCCAUCACAACCAGAUUCCAGCUGCCUGUCCUCUAGUGCUGAAAAUAAAUGAAACACGGAUUGGUCCCAACUGAAGAUAUAAGCUUCACAGUCUUCAAAAAUAUCUUAAUUUUGCCUGUCUUUUACAAUUAUUCAUCUUCAGGCUCUGCUCCUGGUAAAAGAUCCUUUGUACUCCUC